AUGGGUUCUUCCCACAAUUGCACAUACUUUUCACACUUCGCAGCCUCAGUGCUCAACCUCACCGGCAGAACUGACAAAAUUGUGUUAGGGGACCUUCGCUUGAACUUGGAGGUCGAACUCCCCAAGUUGCGGGGCUCACCCGCACAGGAGCCGGAGGAAGCUCCUGGAGGUACCAGUCCAGCCAAAAGUCCAGCCAAAGCGGCUCCUGCGGCUCCUGCGGCUCCUGCUCCUGGAGGUACCAGUCCAGCCAAAAGUCCAGCCAAAGCGGCUCCUGCGGCUCCUGCUCCUGGAGGUAGCGAAAAACCAAAGGAGGCGCCCACAGGCAACAAGACGAAUUCCAAGACGGCCCUGCCAGCCGGCUUGGUGGCUGUGGGCACAGGCUCACAAAUUUGUGUGCGAAACUUGCCCAAGGAUACAAAGGAGGAAGAUCUCCGGAAACAAUUCAAAGGCUUUGGUAAAAUCACCGACGUCUCUGUGAAAACAUUCGAGACCGGCGAAGGGAGAGGAUAUGCUUUCAUCACCUUCAAAAAGCUCGAGGAGGCGCAAAAAGCCAUUGAGGGAAUGCACGAGAAGCCUCAGCCCGAGGGCAAGCCGCUGUUGGUGACCAUGGCGGUGCAUCAACCCGGAGAAGGGAAAGGAAAAGGAAAAGAUGGAGGCGAGAAAGGCAAAGGCACAGGCAGCAAGGUGUCCAAGACGGCCGCCCUGCCAGCAGGCUUGGUGGGCACUGUGCCCACUGCUUCCGCCGCCACCGAAGGUGGUAAAAAACCAAAGAAGGAGGUGCCCACAGGCUCUCAAAUUUGUGUGCGAAACUUGUCCAAGGACGCAAAGGAGGAAGAUCUCCGGAAACAAUUCAAAGGCUUUGGUAAAAUCACCGACGUCUCUGUGAAAACAUUCGAGAACGGCCAAGGGAAAGGAUAUGGCUUCAUCACCUUUAAAAAGCUUGAGGAGGCGCAAAAAGCUAUUGAGGGAAUGCACGAUAAGCCACAGCCGGAGGGCAAGCCGCUGUUAGUGACGAUGGGAACUCGUCAACCCGGAGAAGGGAAAGGAAAAGGAAAAGAUGGAGGCGAGAAAGGCAAAGGCAAAGGCAAAGGCGGCAAAGGCAAAGGCGAAGCACAGGGACAGUAUCCUUACGGCAACUAUCCGUACUCGCAGGAACAGGGCAAGCAGCUGUCGCUGACCAUGGCCACCCGUCAACCCGGAGAAGGAACCGGGAAAGGAAAAGAUGGAGGCGAGAAAGGCGGCAGAGGUGACGGGCAGCCAAAUGCGCCCGCGCCGUAUCAGUAUCCUUACGGCUACUAUCCGUACUCGCAGGAACAGGUUCAGGCCUGGGCCAUGCAGCUGCAGUACUAUCAACAAGCUCAACAGGCACAACAGGCUCAACAGGCCCAACAGGCCCAACAGGCUCUGCAGGCUCAGGCCUACUAUCGCGGCUUGACCGGUGGCGUCAUCAUCCCCAGCGAGGCGGCCAUUUCUUCAGCGUCUUACCCUGCCUCAGAUGCACGUCCGUUUCUCAGGGAAAGUGCGGCACCUGCAGCCGCUGCGGCACCCUCGUCUGACAAGGUGUACACAGGUCAAGUGAAAUCGAUCAGCAAUAAAAACGGCUACGGUUUCAUCGCCUG
Molecule: messenger RNA, 1619 nt
Organism: Cladocopium goreaui
Lineage: Eukaryota; Dinophyceae; Suessiales; Symbiodiniaceae
Source: the annotation of a GenBank genome assembly